AUGAUUAAGAACGAAAAAAAUUGUGGUGAUCGAGUAGACUCGUAUGUUUUGCAGUAUAGAUUGGACAGGGCUGAAGUGGUGGGUAUGCUUUAAACAGUUACAAGACAUUACUGUAGCCUGAAUUUUCCCGCGAUAUUGCCGAAGCAUGGCUUUGUUUACCAUUUUUGCCUUGCGGUCGGUUGUGUUGUUUCAGUUUUUAUGAACUUCAUUUUCAGUGAACUAGUCAGUGUAAGCCGUUAACUUGUAUCUAUUCAAUGAGUUCGGAGUUACAAACCAUUUCCCUCUGUGAUUGCUCUUUGUGUUUCAUUUGUAAGUUUCAAGCGGCCCGCCAGCAGAGCGAAAGUAAUACGGAAUGUACUUUGACCGACGUUUUUAUUGCCUAAAAUUGGCAGCGAAAUUCGUUUCAAUUGUGUUGAAAUUGACGAAAUUUUUUUUUUGGGCUAGUUUGUAAGUUUCAGCUCUAGUAUCAAUGAGAAAAGGUUAAAGGGACGUCUUAAAACACGAGGGAAAUGCUAUUGUAGCUACGAGCUCCCCGACCUACACGUGUGGUUGUUAAUUUCGUUAGUUAACUUGUACAGGUUAUUUAAAACUAAGUUGCUUUUAACAGUGUUUAUUACACUUAACGUUUAGAUUGGAAAGGAUGUAGAAGUUGGGAAUCUUCGUGAGAUCGCUGUUGUUUGUUUUCACCUAUCAUUCGCCAGAUUCGCGGUUGUUUCUGUGUUACUGUUUAAUUAAAUUUGCGGUUAGGCUUGUACGACAAAUGUGAGUGUUUUUUUCAUCGUAUUUCGACUGAUGACGUUCGAUUCGGCGAACAGUUUCUCACCAAAUUCAAUAACUAGAUUUUAAAGACACGCUGUAACAUUUGUGUGACGCAAGAUCUUUUUUAUAUCUUAUUGCGUGGGCGAAGUGUGGGAUGGGCAGGGGUGGACAAAGGGUUUGCAAGGGCAUUGAAGGGCAACUUCAUUGUUUCGCACUUCCUGUUUUGAAAGUCCUACACGGAAAUUUUUUCACACAGAAUGAUAACGUUGACCUCUUGAUAUCCAAGUUACUCGAAUGUUUUGUUGUUUUUCUUUUCCAACUGUUGGCUUGCUUUUACAUUUUUACAUAAUAUGCACAUAUUCAUGUCGUUCACAAAGUUUUUGAUGUAACAAUAUUUCUUAAGUUAUUUCCUUUUCUUUUUUUGUCUUAAGUAUGUAAAAUAAUAUUGUCGUUCAGUUUUAUCCGUGGUUGAAAUUUCUUAUCUUCCUUUGUUUUUUUUUUAACCAAAGAAAAAAAUUUAACAUAUUCAUGUCUGUUUUAAUAAGUCAGUAUGUCAUGCUGUUAUAAUGUUGUUUUUAAGUCUUACAUUAUGCUUAAAUGAUUAAGAAUUAAGUGUAAAUCAAUCUCUCAUAUGCAUCCAUCACAACUUGAAGAGAGCAACGUAAAUUGCUAUCAGGCUUAUUUUGUUAAAUCAUAAGGAAUAAAUUUAAAUAAAUUUGUAAAAGUAAAGCAGAAGUUAGAGUUGAGCUGAAGUUAAUGUAAAUGUGUCUUUCUUUCAUUGAAGAUCAAAAGUGUUGGUCCGAAACUUGUACCAUUCCUGAAGACAGUGUGUGUAUACUUUGUGGCCUGGGUCCCCGAAUCUGAAAAACCAACAGUCUUCGCUGCGCUGCUCAAAAUCUUACCAAUCCUAUGUCUGUGUGGUUUUGUCAGCCUUCAGGGAAUAAGCCUGGAAAAGCAGCAUGACUACAGCCGACGAAUACUUCUGGGACUUAUUUUUUCAGGGAUCGGCGAUAUCUUCCUUGUGUGGAAAAACACAUAUUUUAUCCAUGGGAUGAUAGCAUUUGGCAUUGCACAUAUUUUGUACAUAAGAGCAUUUGGGUUCCAGCCUUUCCAGCUCCGUAAAUUGCCUGGGCUACUGUUGUGUUUGUUUCCGGGCCUCUUCAUGUACUAUGUAUGCUACCCUGGCCUAAAAGGAAAACUUGUGAUUGCUGUAUUGAUCUAUGGUGUUGUUAUUACUGGAAUGCUAUGGCGGGCAAUCACCUCUGUGCAAAAUCAGAUCGAGGAAAAUGGCUUAUGUCGCUGGACCAAGAUGAGUGCUUGCUUUGGUGCUACAAUGUUCUAUAUUUCAGAUAACCUCAUUGCUUUGAACAAAUUCUGUUUCCCCAUACCAUACGCGAGAGCUCUGAUCAUGAGUACAUACUAUGCUGGACAGAUGGGUAUUGCGGUUUCAGCUUUUAACAUUGAAGAGGAAUACAAUCUCAGAAUGAAAAGCUGUAAAAAGCAUGAUUAA
Porites lobata is the source of this 2269-nucleotide messenger RNA. Lineage: Eukaryota; Metazoa; Cnidaria; Anthozoa; Scleractinia; Poritidae. The record is from the annotation of a GenBank genome assembly.